AUGAAGGCAUUGGAGUGUGUAGGGCAUGGAGUCAGUGUACAUGCAAAAAUUCUGAAUGGCCUGCAUUGGAGGUGCAAGCAGGUGAUGCAUUCGAAUUUUUACUUUUACUUUUUACUUUUCUACUUUUUUUGGUAUUUUUACUUUUUAGAAUUUAUUUUUGGGAAUUUUAACAAGUUUCUGAAGAUUUUUAAUUGAUCCACUAUGGUGGGCGAUAAUCGUUAA
Blepharisma stoltei is the source of this 222-nucleotide messenger RNA. The record is from the annotation of a GenBank genome assembly. NCBI's taxonomy places the organism in Eukaryota, Ciliophora, Heterotrichea, Heterotrichida, Blepharismidae.